AUUCCCUAAUGAAUGCCUCCUUAAAUAUUACUCCUCUCUACCUUCAGAGCUCAAUCAAACAAAUCUUUCACUCUCUAGAUCUUCUCCUAUUUUUGUAAUGGCUCUUCUUAAAGCAGUUAAUGUCUCCGACGUGCCCUGUCUCUAUCAGUUGCCGGAAAAUGCCACCACUGCGCUUAAUUCCGCUCGCUUCUCUAAAGGUAAUGAUGGAGCACGAGCUUCGUUGAAAUGGCCAAAGUUUAUGGUAAUAGGGCACAGAGGGAGUGGUAUGAACAUCUUGCAAUUGCCUGACCGGAGGUUGAAAGCCAUUAAAGAGAACUCAAUUCUAUCCUUCAAUACUGCAGGAAAUUUCGGAGUAGAUUUCGUUGAAUUCGACGUUCAGGUGACAAAAGAUGACUGCCCGGUCAUUUUCCACGACGACAAAAUCCUCACAUUAGAAAAUGGUGAGAUAUCCGAGAGAAGAAUCACAGAGCUAAGUUUGGCCGAAUUCCUUUCUUAUGGACCCCAAAGAGAGCCUGGAAAUGAUGGGAAACCUUUGUUAAGAAAGGGUUAUGAUGGGAAAAUUUACAACUGGAAAGUUGAAGAAGAUGACCCCUCAUGUACACUGCAAGAGGCAUUUCAGAAGGUAAACCCUUCUAUUGGUUUCAAUAUCGAGCUUAAGUUUGAUGACUUAAUAGUCUAUCCAGAUGAAGUACUCAUCCAUACCCUUCAAGCAAUCUUAAAGGUGGUCUUUGAACACGCCAAGGAGAGACCCAUUGUCUUUUCAACCUUUCAGCCAGAUGCGGCACGGUUAACCAGUAUGUUGCAGAGCAUCUAUCCAGUGUUCUUCCUUACAAAUGGAGGAUCUGUAACUUACAAGGAUGUGAGAAGGAAUUCCUUGGACGAGGCUGUAAAGCUUUGCUUAGUAUGUGGCUUGCAAGGGAUUGUGUCAGAAGUUAAAGCCGUCUUCAAAAAUCCAGGCGCCAUAAACAAGAUCAGAGAAGCAAAUCUUUCACUACUAACCUAUGGCCAAUUGAAUAUUGUGCCAGAGGCAAUUUACAUGCAACAUCUAAUGGGCGUGGAUGGGGUGAUCGUGGAUAUAGUUCAAGAGAUUCCAGAAAGAGUGUCCGUUUAUAUCAAGCCAGUUAGUGAGGAAGAUGGCCUCUCUGAAGGGGAUGGGCAGAUCCAAACGGCAAUAAGGCCCAAGUUCUCACAGAGUGAACUCUCAUUUCUACUAAAGUUGAUGCCUCAGUUGAUACAGGUUACAUUGUAGAGAAAGAAAAUGCUUGAAGAUGACACAGGACUUCAUAGUUCUUCAUGGUUCCUUGAAAAAGCUCUUAGCAAGGAGGAUAACCCUUCACCUAAGGGAAAUUGUAUAUAGUAUUAUGUAUAAUCAUAGUUGGUUAUUCUGAGUCUGUAACCAUAUCGAAUUUAUCCUUCUUUGUGUAAUAUAAAAAUUACAGACGAUCUUCUUUGUCCUUUAGGAGCUAAAAUGAUGGUACAAAAAAAUUUGUUGUAUUGUAUUUCACUUUUUUUUCAUCUUUUGGAAAGUACAACAUUGUGCCAGGCUAAUUGUUCUUGUAGCAAUAUAAAUUAUUCUCUUCUUGUUA
This is a messenger RNA of Macadamia integrifolia, 1586 nucleotides long. RefSeq names its product glycerophosphodiester phosphodiesterase GDPD1, chloroplastic-like. Bases 98 to 1249 code for a protein of 383 amino acids. Gene Ontology annotation, molecular function: phosphoric diester hydrolase activity. The record is from RefSeq and is a predicted model, not a curated record. The transcript is spliced from 8 exons. NCBI's taxonomy places the organism in Eukaryota, Viridiplantae, Streptophyta, Magnoliopsida, Proteales, Proteaceae. Gene Ontology annotation, biological process: glycerophospholipid catabolic process.